Molecule: messenger RNA, 282 nt
Organism: Penicillium waksmanii
Lineage: Eukaryota; Fungi; Ascomycota; Eurotiomycetes; Eurotiales; Aspergillaceae
Exons: 2
Coding region: 1-282 (93 amino acids)
Source: RefSeq, a predicted model, not a curated record
AUGCAGUCAAGUCAGGAUAUCAAAAGCGAGCGUCCCGAGCGUGACUGCAUCCCGUCUACAGAGCACAAGACCAAGUAUCGAGCCAGCGAGUCUGGAAUAGAGCCCCACGGGGGUGAUUUCAUACCACCAGUCACAAAAUACAAGCCCAGAUAUGUCUCCAAUACCUCUGGAAAUGAGACACACGGUGGCGACUACAUUCCCCAGCAAGAGAAUACAAGCCUAGAUAUCAACCCAGUGGCCUGUCAAACGAGCAUCAUGGAGGUGACUCUAGUCCCCCAGUGA